Messenger RNA from Seminavis robusta, 725 nucleotides. Lineage: Eukaryota; Bacillariophyta; Bacillariophyceae; Naviculales; Naviculaceae. The record is from the annotation of a GenBank genome assembly.
GGGGCUACGACUGUACCGGUACCGGUAGGUCCGGGCAGCUAUUAUUUGCUCCUGGACAGCCAGCAUGCCAAGGGGAAUGAAUCUCAAUCGAAUCUUGCGCUGGCUUUUUUUGGAGCUCUCAAUGUCUUGAAAACCUUGCCCUUAUUGUGUCAUUUGUGCGCCAAAAGUUCUCGACAUCAGGCACGCUCGACAGUGCCCGCGAAAACUUGAAGGCAGAAGGACGGGGCUUUUGGGGCUAGUCGACACACUCAUAAUUUGUGGUUGCCAAAGACAACAACGAAAAGGACUACCGGUAUCCACCACAACAGCUACAGCUACUAUCAGUCAAAGAUGAGCAGCGAGGAAAACAACAUCAUCACUCUCCACGGUGAAGAAGAUUUGUCAGAGAAAUUGAACACCAUGUUCACGCAACUUUUCAAGAGUCAGCUUCCCAAUUUCUCCCACUUGCCUGAAGCGCAGCAAGAUCGCGUCGCGGAAGAAUUGUUUGAGAAAAAGAAAGAAAUGUUGGAUUACUUGAUCAGAUUGGCGGAUCUUGAUGAGAUUCGUGACGAUGAUAUCCAGCGAAUGUUGCGGGUGCUCGGGAUGAAGAAAUAAGAAGCAAUAUCAUGGUAUGGGUAUUCACUGCUUGUUUGUGGAUUUGGAAAACUUGGAAACAAGUCACUGUUGAAGGGAGCAUCGUAGCUAGCUAGUAACGCGCACAAACUACUAGUACUACUAGUUUAUGG